GGAAGCACUAGAUGAUUUCUUACACACUUUCCUGAUAAGCCAUCCACACUGGCAAGAGAAAACAAACCGAAAUAUAAAACAAUAGCGUAAAAACGAUAGAAGCUACAGAAGAAAAAGCUCCCGGAGGCCACCGGGUGCUUUACAAACUUGUAGGGCCGGCGGAGGACCCUGCGCCCUGCAUGAGCAGAACAGCUUCCGUACACAGAGUGGAGAGGCAUGCAAACUGUGCAGUGACGUGUAAUAUAUAAAACAUGGCCUCUGUCUCUUUAAGAUGAGGCUGUGAUGUGUGCAAGGUUCAAGUUGGGGUCACUCGAAGUUCCUGCCCUCGGUUUUACCUUUUAGUUUUAAUAUAGACUGACAUCACAUGGGGCGCUAAAAACAUCGCAGAGAGAGCGCUUUAUCUCCGUGCGCGUUAGUACUGCCAUACAAAAAUAGCCGAGGAAAUUACAAAAAUAAAAAAAAAAUAAUAAUAAAGGAAACUGAUGCUGGACUCAGCACGUAUUUUACAGGAGGGGGCGAGAAAGAGAGAGAGAGACCGAGAGAGAGAGUAAAAAAAACCCAUAGCAAUUAAUAAUAAAAAGAGUUGGCGAGAGACUGAGAAACGCUGGCAUGGAUUUUUGGGAGGCUGGCAGUUUGAAGUUGAUACGUCAGAAAUGAGACUCCAGAACACUUCUGAGAUGAUCAUUCAGCCAGACCUAAAGCGGAUGGCAGAAGAAACUGGGCAUCCAGGUGGAGGGCUGACGACAAUGCUGGAUGCUAUGGAGGUCCCGAGUCACGCUAGACACCUGCUCCUGCAACUCAACAACCAGCGGACUAAAGGCUUCCUGUGCGAUGUCAUCAUCGUGGUGCAGAACGCCCUCUUCCGGGCUCACAAGAACGUCCUGGCCGCCAGCAGCAUCUACCUGAAGUCCCUGGUGGUCCACGACAACCUCAUCAACCUGGACCACGAGAUGGUGAGCCCUGGGAUAUUCCGCAUCAUCCUGGAUUACAUCUACACCGGCCGGCUGAACGAGGGGGACCAGGCCACCGAGCAGAACCUGGGGGCGGUGCUGGCUGCGGCCAGCUACCUGCAGCUCCUGGACCUGGUGGCUCUGUGCAAGAAGAAGCAGAAGCGCAACGGGAAGUACGGACACUUCCGCUCCGCCACCUUCUCCCUGUACGGGAAAAUGACGCGGGGGGGUGGCGGGGUUCGGACCUCGACCCCCGUCAUCCAAUCCUGCUUCUCUGGGGCAGGGGACCCUCCAAGGAACCCCCUUAAAAUGCCUCCCAUCGAAGCCGUGCUCCCUCACCCCUUGACCACUCACACAGGGGAGCUUUACGCCCCCUCCUCUCAGGGCAAUCAUGUCUACCAGCACCAGCACCAGCAAGGGAUCCGGCUCUCCGAGAGGGACUGCUCGCCGAUAUACGGCUUGGACUUGACCAAAAAGAGCCCAAGCUCUCAAUCCCAGCCCUCUUCCCAUCACCACCACCAUCACCACCACCAAGACGGUGGCCACGAGAACAGGGUCGACCCCCAGCAGUUAGGCUCCGGCCGCGAGAGCCCUCUCCCCACUCUGCUCGACACCAACGGCGGCCACUAUACCAGGAAAGAGCAGAGCCAGCACUUCCACAACGGCAUGGAGACAGACGACCAUCCUUUGUCUCAGCUAGCCCACCCCCACCCCUCCUCCUCCCUGACCCCCCAACCGCACACCCACAAUCAGGAACCAUUAGGGGGCACCCCCAGUCCCAGAUCUGACCUCCACGGGCAGCCUGAGCCAGGACAGGAAGUUCCCGAGAGAGGGGGUGGGGUUUACCGCUGGAUGAAGCACGAGCAGCUUUCGGGGUACCCCGAGGACGAGGAGGACUGCGAGCGAGAGAAGGACCCCCAAAACACAAUAGGAGUCUCUGAGGACAGGAAAUCCGAGGGCUCGCUCCCUUCCCAGCACGCCCCGGCAGGGGGCCGCUACCCAGCCUCCCUGGGGUGCGACGCGGAGGACGACAAGAGCGGGACGAGUGAGGAGACGGGCAGCAGCGACGGACCCUCCCCCCCGGGGAACGCAGACCGCUUCCACCUGGCCUACGAGCCGGAAUCCUUCGGGGACAACCUGUACGUGUGCAUCCCCUGCGGCAAGGGCUUCCCCAGCUCGGAGCAGCUCAACGCCCACGUGGAGGCCCACACCGAGGAGGAGCUGUACAGCAAGGACUCGGGCGGGGAGCUCGGGGGUGUCGGUGCCAACAACAGCCUGGGUGGCGGCUACCUGGACAAACCCAGCCCAGGCCUGCCGGGGGAGAUGAUCCGCCCGUACCGCUGCGCCAGCUGUGAGAAGUCCUACAAGGACCCGGCCACGCUGCGGCAGCACGAGAAGACGCACUGGCUCACCCGGCCCUACCCGUGCAGCAUCUGCGGCAAGAAGUUCACGCAACGGGGCACCAUGACGCGCCACAUGCGCAGCCACCUGGGCCUCAAGCCCUUCGCAUGCGACUCCUGCGGCAUGCGCUUCACGCGGCAGUACCGGCUCACGGAGCACAUGCGCAUCCACUCUGGAGAGAAGCCAUACGAGUGCCAGGUCUGUGGGGGCAAGUUCGCCCAGCAGAGGAACCUCAUCAGCCACAUGAAGAUGCACAGCGCUGGGGGAGGAGGCGUGGGGCUCGAUGGCAAGACCAAGGUGGAGUUCAUGGAAGGAAUCUACCCGCUCAGCAAGUACGCCGACCCCCUGGGGCUGAAGCAGGAGAGGGCCUCGGAAAUCCUGGUCCACGCCUCCCAGCACCUGCUCGCCGACUCUAAAGCCAUGGAGAGUCUCUACCCGCUCAGCAAGUUCACAGCCUCCCACCUGGGCCUCGGCCACGAAAAGGCAUCGGAGGUCCUGAGCCAGGCCUCCCACCUCUCCGGAGGGGAGCUGCGGGCGAUCGACAGGUUCUCACCGAGUUAAAAAAAAAAACAGACAAAAACCAGCAGCUCCGCAAUCAAAGACAGCUAGUGAGCGCUCUAUAACACGAAGCCAAAGCUGAAUCUUAAUAAGAUUCAAAACAACUUGUAUCUGCCCUAGUGCCUUGGCGUUUCACUGUGCUAUUUAUGUUUUAGAAGUAUGACGAACCCACAGAACAGUAUUUUGUAUCUCGACUGUUCAUGAGCUAACGAGCCAAAAAAAACUAAAGCCAAAACAAAAAGACAUUGCUGUCUCCUUAAACCUGUGUAUUCAAUAUCUUAACUAUAUACUGUAUAUAUACAUAUAUAAAAGACAAAAACGAAAAGCACAUAGCCUCUCCUCAAGGCUCUCGAGAACUUGCACUCUGGUUAUUUAGGAAGAAAAGGUCAAUGAUGCUGAUGAAAAGCCUUCAGGAUUAUACAGUCAGUGGAAGAAGUUGGGAGUUUGAUUUUUUUUUAAAUCUCAUUAAUGACAAUGCAAUUACAUACGAACCAGCACCCAGAUACCUACCGAACCCUUUAACCCAUUUGAACCCCUGUGAAGUAAUCGGCUAACAUUCCUCCCUUGCUUACGUUACUCGUGCGUUCAUGUGAACAUGAUGCUGGUUUGGGGUUAACUGUCACAAAUGUGGAACGCAUCAUUACUUUCGUUUGCUUCGGAUGAAUUUGAGUGCAGUUACUAAUAUGUAAUUGCAGUGUCAGUGAUGACAUUUUAAAUAGUGUUAACUACAUUUUAAUGAGGUGCUGGAUUCCUUACUCCCCUGAGCUGCACAGAAUUAUUGACCGGACCCGAUCUCCCCCAAACACAGGGAAACGUGAACUUCUGGUGAAUUUUAAUAUGAUUUUGUAUUAAGUAUUAUUUUCUAAUCCUGUUUUUUUUAGUAUUUGUUCCAAAGUUUAAUGAAGCAGAGGCUUCAGAUAGAUGAGGAUUCUAAACUGCUCACAGUAAUGAAAAAUAAAACAACUGAUCAGAUCUAACGUACAGUACAUAGCACUGUCUAGAAAUAAACCAUUCGGAACAGGAAGAGCUCCUUCGCAAAACUAAUGCACCUUUUUUUUUUUUUUUCCC
Acipenser ruthenus (sterlet) is the source of this 3977-nucleotide messenger RNA. RefSeq names its product hypermethylated in cancer 1 protein-like. Gene Ontology annotation, biological process: regulation of transcription by RNA polymerase II. The record is from RefSeq and is a predicted model, not a curated record. Lineage: Eukaryota; Metazoa; Chordata; Actinopteri; Acipenseriformes; Acipenseridae. Gene Ontology annotation, cellular component: nucleus. Bases 654 to 2912 code for a protein of 752 amino acids. The transcript is spliced from 2 exons. Gene Ontology annotation, molecular function: DNA-binding transcription factor activity, RNA polymerase II-specific; protein binding; RNA polymerase II cis-regulatory region sequence-specific DNA binding.